UAGAGGCGUGUGUGAGUGUAGGGCUGCAAGCAGCCAAUGUUCAGAGUUUCUGAAUGGAAAGCUGUCAUUUUAAAAAAGAGAAACAUUCUUUGUGUGGUUUGAAUAGGUGUGUUUGAGGAAGUAUAGGAAUGUCGACCAAAAUCUAGAAUAUCAACGUUAAAUGUGAAGUUAUGUUCCUGCCUUAUGUUGACAUAAGUACUAAAAUGAAGAUGGUGGCGCAGGAGGUAGUGCUAUCAUUCGGCAACUGGAGGGUUGCAGGUUCGAGCCCUGGUUCUUCCUGACCUCAUCAAAGCCUCCUUGAGCAAGGACACUGAACCCCAAAUUGCUUCUGGUGAGCAGGCUGGUGCCUUGCAUGGUGCCGGUGUAUGAAUGGCUGUGUGAAUGGGUGAAUGUGAGGCGUGAAAUGUAAAGUGCUGUGAGUACUCGUAAGAGUAGAAAAGCACUAUAUAAAUGCAGUUCAUUUACCAUUAGCCCUCCACAAUGUUACUCUCAAGAUGUCUUUAUUGUUACAAUUUGUACAAUGGUCAGCGCUUAGCCUAAUGCCUUUAGUUUUCUUUAUGCUGAACAGAACUCAAGGACUUCUAUCAUGAGUGGCUUAAUGAUCAAAAUAUGCAUGGACCAGAUGACUGCAGGACAUAUUGGCUCUUGUGUUUUUUUUUUGUUUGUUUUAUGUGUAGGACAUGGAUUUAUUAGUGCUUUGUGUUCCCACUGGUGUAUUUGUGCAUUGCUUUGGUGUACUCUGUCACUUAAAGGGUUUUGAGGAUUUCGGAAUGGAUGAUGCAAUGCUUUCAUCAAAAGCUCACUGUUUAUACAUUUAUUUCAUAAAAAGAGAACAAUACCUGCAAGCUGAUGUUUUUUUUUCCCAAAUACAUUUUUGCAAAGGUGAGGUUUCUGUGUCCACUUCAGCUUUUUUCUUUGUUGUGGCUAACCACCUUAUUUCCGUUUAUGUGCCUUUUUAAUAGAAGUGAUUACUCAACGCAUUGUAUUUUGAAAGUCGACAGUAUUAAGGUAACACGAACUACUGCCGGACAAUGUCUAAGCAUAAAUAAUAUUUCAGGUAUAGCAGCAGAGAUCUUUUCAAAAUAUAUUUCCCAUAUCAAUCGUAGCAACUAUAUUCCAUUGAAAGUAACUGAUUUUACGAAACGUAUCUGAGGUUUUAGGAGAUGUCAUUGGUACUCAGGCAUUAAAACGGCGCUUAAACUAGGGGGGAUGUGCACCCCCAACAGCAAACUUUCCUGUACCCUUGUACGCCCACCGUAUUAAUUUCACUAGUAAAACUCCAAAACUCAUCUAUUAAUGUCGUAAGUUAAAGCCUAAGCGUAAACCUAGAUCUGCCGCACUACGGACAAAGAGAUCAACUCAUUUAAAAUAACGUUUCAUGUAUCUAGGGUAAAUGAUGGUAGCGCUUUGUAAGAAUUAUUAGGCUACAUUAACAGUAGUUGAGACAGUAAGCCACUGAUUACCCAACGAGCGUACCAUAAGACGUGCAGUGGACUACUUUUGAAACAUUUACGAGUAUAUACUUAACAAAGAGUUUAUCUGCUGGUAAAAUGCGUUGUUCCAACGUAACAGAUGACCAACAGCAUGAACUUCUGUAAUCCGUUCAAGUUCUGUAACUUCAGGAUGUUGCAAGAGUUUGGAAUAAGCAGUUUUGACAUGCUUGAUUCUCAUUUCGGAAGACUCAUCCAAGUGCUUCCUAUUGAGUCAAACGCAGGGUUGCCAAUUGUCACGCUGUCAGACUCUCACGCUUACCUAAGAGAUCUUAUAGAAAAUCUAUAUUAUUCCAUCGUAAACCUAAAAUUAGCAAAGGCGUUGGGGCAGAUUGCACCCCCUACAGACUAUUUACAAGGUAUUAAAACUUACGUACAUGUAAAUGCGUGAGCAGGCUUAUGGUGUCUCGACCUGAGAAUCUCACGCCGAAGUUGGCAACCCCGCAAAGGCCGGGGAAGCUGAAGCCCCCAGCCCUCCUGCUGUUAUUGCAUUACUCACGUUAUUUAACUACGCUCAUGGGAAAACCAUUUCAAAUAAACGCAAUGAAGACAUGAGAAUCAAACGUGAAGCAAGUCAUACGUAAUCAAUUCUAUUAUCAACGAUACUGUAUACAAUGAAAAUAAUUUAUCGCUGCUUUUGUGGUUACAGUAAUUUAAGUGCUGCAUUACGACUACCAUACUAUACUAUAUUCAUGCACACAGCUGACGAUCAGUGAUAAGGUAGUAUCAAAGUUAGUCAGCUGGUUAAAUCUGUUACAAAAAAAAACAAGUAGUUUACUCAUUUGGUGCAUAAGUAGAAAGUUUCAUUUCCUGUUUGCUGAUCUUGUUGAGAAAAAGAACAAAACAUAAAAAACAAAUAUAACUGCGCUCUUUACCCACACCCAGGGGCGUCAGAAGCAUUUUGAAUGUGCGGGGACAUACUGGCAUAAAACUAAUAUUUUAUGUUAAAUGUGAGGGGAUCCAAACGAAUAAUUAUGAAAUGUGAGGGGGACACGUCCCCCUCAGAUUUAAUGGUGGCGACGCCCAUGCCCAUUCCUUUAAGUCAUAUAUUUAAUGUUUAUUAUUCUGAAAUGUUUGCAAAUCGCAAUUUCAGUUAACGCACGUCAAAUAACCAAUAUCGCGUCAGUCUGUUUUUGUAUGUAUGCAAUCUCAUUGAAAUGUAUGGCGAAGUACAGAGUAAGAGGGUUUUUCUGAGAAACUCAGGCGCGAGUUAAGGGCGGAGUCUGGCAGCUCGCGCUUCAUUUAGCGGCGCCUGAGAAGCGGGCGACCUCUUGAAACCCGUAAGUCUUAGGCGUCUAUAAACGUUCAUUCGCAGCGGAAUAUUCAAAGUAGCAGGACUUCGAGUUUAAUAUCUGACAUUCGUAACGCAAAAGCCAGACGUGCGUAUUGAUGUCUGCGUGUGGAUCAACUCUACAGAAAUGUGCACAUUCAGCCAUAGGCUGUGUAGUCCUCAUCAUGGUCAUCUUGCUGGAUUUUGUCACAGGCAAGAACUGCAGCCACCCCAUAAUGCCAGAACAUGUCUCCUUCCGCUGUGAAUCAUCUCCCUGCCAAGGUUUCCCGCACCAGAGCACCAUCCACUACAUCUGCGAGUCAGGCUAUUUUAUUCCUGGACGUCGUUAUUCCCGCUGUCGUAAAGGAACAUGGGACCCCCCCAUCCCAACCUGCAUUCUUCGCACAACGGGGCAUGUUUACACAGAUGAUAGAGAAGUCCAGCCUCUCCCAAGUGUUGCCACAACAGCAGUUGGUGUAUCGAUCUUCCUGCUCACUACCACAGCCUGCAUGGUGAUUAAAUCCCGCCUCUACCCCUGUCAGUCAACCAGGCAUUCCCCUGAGCAGAUGGACCUGAUGGUGGACGGACUGCCGGUUUCUCUUCCGACAUACGAGGAGGCGGUGUACGGGAGCUGGGGCCAGCGACUCACCCCCACUCAUGGACCGACCCAGCUCUUAUUGGCCCAGGAGACUAAUGGGCACAGCCUUUUGCCUCAAGUUCAGGUGGAGAUAAAUGGUUCUUCUCAGCCAUCCAAUGAGAGCGCAGAGCUUCCACCACCACCAUAUGAGGAAGUACAGUCAAGAUCCUCUGGUGAUCAGACUGUAGGGGAUGGACGAACACUACAUAUUGCACUUUCUGAAGACAAGGACAGCUAAUGCCACAGUUUUGUUUGUUAAUUGUUUGGACAUUGCUGAACAAAGAGCUGUUCAGUCUGUUGAUUAUUACUGCCAAGACGGUGACGUUUGCAUAGGAUUCGUUUUAAUUGUCUGUUGUAUGAUUACGCCUUUUGAGUGGCUGUAUAUCACUAAAAACAAGUGGCUUAAAUCUUUCCUAUGGGUUGAGAAACAUGAUUUAGAGGCUAAACCACAUGAUCACAAUAGUGAUCAAGUAGUAAUAUAUUCAUGGUAAUUUUUCUGUGUAUUUCCAGCAGACGCUGGGAAUUUGAACGUUGCUAUCCUGUCAGUGAUGGGACCCAAACUGGGGAUUCUGUUGGCCAGUUCGAGGAGGUAGUACUUACUGUGAUAUCCAGCAUUGCUGUUGGUGCAUCACUUUUAGGCGGAAGUAUGAUGUUCAUAUAUGUUUGGAAGGAAACCAGGUGUUGGUGGUAUUUCUCGGAAUGUGAAAUACCAGCAGUGAGAUGGAGCAGAUUGGUAGUAAGAUGCAAAUGUAGUGCCCCUUUUGGUGAUGGGACCAGAUAGAAUCUGUGAUGUUGUUCCAUCGAACCUCUCAACUUUACCACUGUACCUAACCAAGUGCUUCCUGCUCCGUCACCUCUGUUUGUCUCCAGCCAGAAAUGGAAAGUGCGAGGUUUCACAUUACGUGAAUGCAUAGCGACUUUGAAGAUAUAAUCACCUUUGCCAAUUUCCUCUAUAGCCUGUCGGUUUGUUCCUUCCUAUCCAUUUUCACCUGACUGUAAUUGUGGUCUCGGCGCCAAAUGCCGUGUGAUGUUGAAGUGAAUGGAUAGUUUUUUUUUAAAAAAAAGAAAGAUUAAUAUAUUAAAGUAACAUUAACAUUGUGUACUUUGCUACAAUAUUACAUUUAAUAAAAAUGUAUAAAUGUU
Brienomyrus brachyistius is the source of this 4540-nucleotide messenger RNA. RefSeq lists its product as uncharacterized. The transcript is spliced from 5 exons. The record is from RefSeq and is a predicted model, not a curated record. Bases 2880 to 3635 code for a protein of 251 amino acids. NCBI's taxonomy places the organism in Eukaryota, Metazoa, Chordata, Actinopteri, Osteoglossiformes, Mormyridae.